Messenger RNA from Neltuma alba, 2702 nucleotides. Its product is annotated as serine hydroxymethyltransferase 7-like. The record is from RefSeq and is a predicted model, not a curated record. Lineage: Eukaryota; Viridiplantae; Streptophyta; Magnoliopsida; Fabales; Fabaceae. Bases 372 to 2141 code for a protein of 589 amino acids. Gene Ontology annotation, cellular component: mitochondrion; cytoplasm. Gene Ontology annotation, molecular function: glycine hydroxymethyltransferase activity; pyridoxal phosphate binding. The transcript is spliced from 4 exons. Gene Ontology annotation, biological process: tetrahydrofolate interconversion.
CCCACGCCAAGCACAAAGCCUCGCGCUCAUUUUCAUUUCAUUCUUCAUCAAUCUCAUGAUAUCUUCCAUCACCAUGUUCUUCCACUGAACAUCAAAGAUUAGGGUUUGGAUCCCCUCGUUCCCCCACUUUGUGUUAUAUCUUCAAUGAUGCGGUUUCGUUGCUACAUCGAGUCCAUUUACAAGCACUGUCACUGCACUUUCUUCAACUCUCCUUGUCGUUGUAUCUGUUGCUGUUACUGUUGUGCUUAGGAGAUAUUGUGGUUGUCGUCGCAUUUACUUGUACAUAUAAGUUUUGUUUCAUCAAUCAGAGAAGAAUUUCACUAUUUGUGCAUAUAAUUUUUGUCGUCGGAUCGGUUUUGUUUUGGUUUUUGAUGGACAUAUCCCGUCCUCAGUCAAAUUUGUCCCUUGGCUUUUCUUCUCAUGCUUCGCCAUCUCAACGGACCCAGAUAGCUGACGACUCCAUCCCUCUUCAGCUCGACUCAAGCUUCCGCGAUCCCACGCAGCCAGUACCUCCGGUUCCACUUCAGUUGUUGGAGCCGCUGGCGGAUAAUCACAAAGCGGAGAAUGGGACCUCGGCGGUAGAUUCGGAUGAAGACGAAGAUAGGGAGGUAAAAGAGUUUCGUAUCCUUGGGCAUUCGAUGUGCUUGAAGAGGCGAAGAGAUAGCGAAUCAUCAUCGUCGUCUUCCAGUUCUUCCAAGUGGGGUUCGUUGGACCCCAAUGUUGAGGCGCGGAGAGAGGCUGUUCGAUCAUGGGGUAAUCAAACUCUACGAGCUGCGGACCCUGAUAUUUAUGAGAUAAUGGAGAAGGAGAAGGAAAGGCAGUAUAAAGGGAUUGAAUUGAUAGCUUCGGAGAAUUUUGUGUGUCGAGCUGUGAUGGAAGCACUGGGGAGCCAUUUGACGAAUAAAUAUUCAGAGGGAAUGGCGGGUGCACGAUAUUAUGGAGGGAAUCAAUAUAUUGAUGAGAUUGAAAUGCUCUGUUGUGAACGCGCAUUGGCAGCAUUCAAUCUGGACCCUAAAAGUUGGGGCGUAAAUGUGCAACCUUAUUCAUGCACCUCUGCGAACUUUGCUGUAUACACGGGAUUGUUGUUGCCUGGUGAUCGUAUCAUGGGGUUGGAUACACCUUCUGGCGGGAACACUAGUCAUGGGUACUGUACUCCGAACGGGAAGAAAGUUUCUGGGGCGUCAAUAUUCUUUGAGAGUUUUCCAUAUAAGGUGAAUCCUCAAACGGGUUAUAUAGAUUUUGAUAAACUAGAGGAAAAGGCGCUUGAUUUUCGUCCUAAGAUACUUAUUUGUGGUGGGAGCUCAUAUCCUCGAGAGUGGGAUUAUGCCAGGUUUAGGAAUAUUGCAGAUAAAUGUGGAGCCGUGUUAAUGUGCGAUAUGGCCCAGAUCAGUGGACUUGUUGCAGCUAAGGAAUGCGUGAAUCCUUUUGACUAUUGUGAUAUUGUUACUUCAACAACUCACAAAAGUCUUCGUGGUCCUAGGGGAGGUAUAAUUUUUUAUAGGAAGGGUGCAAAACCAAGGAAGAGAGGGAUACUUCUAAGUCAGGGAUAUGAGAGUGAACAAUAUGACCUUGAAGAAAAGAUAAACUUUGCUGUUUUCCCAUCCUUGCAAGGGGGGCCAUACAAUAACCAUAUUGCUGCUCUUGCCAUAGCUUUAAAACAAGUGGCUUCUCCUGAGUACAAGGCCUACAUGCAGCAGGUGAAGAAGAAUGCCCAAGCUUUAGCAUCUGCUUUAUUAAGAAGAAAAUGCCGCCUAGUAACAGGGGGUACAGACAAUCAUCUAGUACUUUGGGAUCUAAGGCCUUUAGGAUUGACAGGUAAAUUUUAUGAGAAGAUAUGCGAGAUGUGUCAUAUUACUUUGAAUAAAAUUGCUAUCUUUGGUGAUAACGGAACUAUAACUCCUGGAGGUGUAAGGAUAGGUACACCUGCCAUGACUUCAAGGGGGUGUCUGGAGACUGACUUUGAAACAAUUACUGAAUUUCUUUAUAGAGCAGCACUAAUUGCAAAUUUAGCGCAAAGAGAUUAUGGGAAAUUGCAGAAGGUUGUUUUGAAAGGUCUUGAGAGCAACAAGGACAUUGUUGAGCUCCGAGCACGGGUUGAGGCCUUUGCAGCUCAAUUUGCAAUGCCAGGUUUUGACAUUUGAACAUGGGAACAUAGGGGCUUUUUGUGCAUAUGGUGGAGAGCUCAUUGGCAUCUUAGGCUGUUCUCAGGUCUAUGCAGGUUAUGAUGCAUAACAAUGUGGGACAGACAGUACGCUGAACUGUGUACUACUGUUGAGGAUUCUUCCAAUAAUCAAGCGUCUUGUCACCUUGGAGGAACCUUGUCUGCUGAUAGCACUUGCAGCAUAUUGACUAUUUCAAAUGUUGGGAAAGGGGCUUUUGACCAACCGCUCCUAGUCCAGAAUAAGUUGGUACUGCAAGGUUAGAUGCCUUGAAUUUUCUCCCUGGUGUUUGAUGCCGAAAUCUACGUUAUCUAUCCUGUCAUACCUUCUCAACCUUGUCAUCUUAAUGGAUAAUUUUAUUGUCAAUUUUAUCAGCUUACCAUUUUUUACGUUGUUUAAGUUGUCAAAUACACAGAGAAAUGUGGAAAUACGUGAUAGUUUUGACUUCUCUUUUUCAUAGGUCAGUUGACCUCUUUUUGUUUUGCACAAUUUACAUAAGUCAAUUAAUCUUCUUAUGAAUAAAGCUCUAAUUGUUUUAUGCUA